AUGACUAUUCUCGGUCACAUACGACGCCAACAACAGGACUGCUUAGACGACAACGAGGCCGCCAUGAGCAACCUGCUCGCCGAGCAGGACCGCCUACACAAAGCCUACGUAGACCACCCCACAGACGACAACAUAAGAGCCAUCUACCGUAGUCGCCGCCCUGUGCAACAGCAGAUGGGCGAUAUGCAGGACGCCUGGACUGCUCGCAAAGCCGAGGAGAUCCAAGGGCACGCGAAUCACAAUAAAUGA
Spirometra erinaceieuropaei is the source of this 249-nucleotide messenger RNA. Lineage: Eukaryota; Metazoa; Platyhelminthes; Cestoda; Diphyllobothriidea; Diphyllobothriidae. The record is from the annotation of a GenBank genome assembly.